This is a messenger RNA of Acipenser ruthenus (sterlet), 754 nucleotides long. RefSeq lists its product as uncharacterized. The transcript is spliced from 4 exons. Bases 1 to 669 code for a protein of 222 amino acids. Lineage: Eukaryota; Metazoa; Chordata; Actinopteri; Acipenseriformes; Acipenseridae. The record is from RefSeq and is a predicted model, not a curated record.
AUGGCUGCCAGGUACACUUUCAGCAUAGAGGGGGAUCUACCUGCUCCCACAGCCUGCAAGUGGUUUCUGGCGAAGCUGUGGACCAACUCCUGGCUGUCCUGCAGUAGCCUGGCAUGCUCCGGUCUGGGUGGUUCAGCGGAGGGGUCCAGCAGCCGACCGAACACUAUCUCAGCAGGGGUGCCAAGUUCCUGGCCCAACAUCAAGAGCGGGAGGGUUCAGGAGCUGGAGUCCUUUAUUGCAGAAAAUAUAAGAGUGUCUGUAUAUGGAGCCCUGGGGGACUCUGUGCAUCUGCACUUCAAUACGACCUUGAACAGCAGUGCUGAGGUGCAAUGGAAGCGGGGAGUCUAUCGCAUUGGUGUGUUUAAGAAUAACAGCGUGGCCUUAAAUAAUCCUUAUAUAAACAGGGCUGAGAUUUUUGCUAAUGGAACCCUCAGACUGGACAGGACUCAGAAAGAUGAUUCAGGAGAUUACUCUGUGGAUGUGUUUAAUACUGAUGGAACUAGCAUAUUUAAGAGAAGCAUGCAGGUUUAUAUUCAAGGGGAGGAUAAAGCGAUUCAAGUGAGAUUAGUUUAUGGUUCCCUUGCCUUUGUGAUCCUCACCAUCUUCCCUAUAACUCUUCACUGCAAUUCCUGGAAAUCAAAUAGUAAAGGAAAACAGAGUGUUGAAUAACUUUACAAUACUUUAAAGUACUUUAAUAUAAUGUAUUUCAUAAUAUUUGAGUAUCAUCCAUAUCCAUCAUUACUUAAACACAAUA